Paraglomus occultum is the source of this 987-nucleotide messenger RNA. The record is from the annotation of a GenBank genome assembly. NCBI's taxonomy places the organism in Eukaryota, Fungi, Glomeromycota, Glomeromycetes, Paraglomerales, Paraglomeraceae.
AUGAUAGUGGAUAUAGCGCAGAUUCCAUCGAAUUCGUACCGCCAAUCUGGAGAAGAUAAUGAUCAAGAACCAAUCUCACCCACGAAACGUAUCGGGAGGCUGUUAUUGUACGAAGUUUUAGAACAUGGAAGCAAGAUUACGCUAUGCGAACGUCAAAGGAUUGAAACCGCAGCAAUAUUAGACAUGAAAUGGUCGCAUCAAAGAAUUCAAGAUAAAAUUGUCCUCGGAGUUGCUAAUGCCGCAGGCACUAUCGAUUUGUAUGCAAUAAAUGAAACGAGUACUUUACAAAAUGUGAUACGUUUUGAUAGACACAAGAGCGGCCAAUUAUAUCUAUCACUGGACUGGUCUAAUCGCAUAAAACCUGAUGAGACCCGUGUAGCUGUGUCUGACAGCGAAGGUCAGAUAUCAAUUUUGUCAAUUGAUUCAGAUCAAAGAAUUGAUUGUACGUUCAAGUGGACGGCACAUAAAUACAGUGCAUGGAUAGCAGCAUUUAAUUAUUGGAAUACAAACAUUGUUUACAGCGGUGGUGAUGAUUGUUUGAUGAAAGGGUGGGAUAUAAGGACAGAUCCGUCCGUUCCCGUGUUCUGCAACAAAAAGCACCAAGCAGGCGUUUGCAGUAUCCAAUCUAGUCCUCACGAUGAAAACUAUAUAGUCAGUGGGGGUUACGAUGAACAUAUUUACCUAUGGGACGUCAGAAUCAUGAGACAGCCUUUGCUUGAGCACCACCUUGGUGGAGGGAUAUGGAGACUGAAAUGGCAUCCUAAAUCUAAUAACGUAAUCGUAGCUGCAUGCAUGCAUAAUGGAUUUCACAUAGUCAAGAUAGAUGAAUCAGAUGAUCAGCAUAGAGCAUUUGUGGAUACUAGUUUUGUAGAACACAAGUCGUUGGCUUAUGGUGUAGAUUGGUCAUAUUCGCAAGAUCAGAAACAGCUAGUAGCCAGUUGCUCAUUCUAUGAUCACAUUAUACAUUUGUGGCAUUAUGAAAGUUGA